AAAAUAGUCUGACUACCGAUUUGUCGCAGUGUAUUGUGUAAUGGCGUGCUGAGGAGUUGGAGAGCAAAUUCCUCGUCGAAGUUAUACAAGUAUUUAGCGAAGUUAAUUUUCCAACUCACUGUGUGGCCACGAUGAAGGACGAGGAGAACCAGAAGGACAACCGCGAGAGCAUCCUGGCGGACGCCAAGGCGACGAGUUCUGCGAAAUACUCUGCGUCAAGAGUUCAAGGAAAUACUGUGAUGCCAGCCAAGAAGUCCGCCACGGACUUCCGCUUCGGGAAAACCAUCGGGGAGGGCAGCUUCAGCACCGUGUAUCUGGCCAAGGAUAUCCACACGCGCAGGGAAUAUGCAAUAAAAGUAUGCGACAAGCAGCAUAUCAUCCGGGAGAAGAAGCAGGAGUACAUCAAGCGAGAGCGCGAGGUGAUGAACGUGAUGAGCGGCGUGCCCGGAUUCGUCAACCUCUACUGCACGUUCCAGGACCAGAAGAGCCUGUACUUCGUGAUGACGUACGCCGCGAACGGCGAUCUGCUGCCGUACAUAAACAAGGUUGGCUCCUUCGACAUGGACUGCACGCGGUUCUACGCGGCGGAGUUGGUGGUGGCGCUGGAGCAGAUGCACAAGCGCGGCGUGAUUCACAGGGAUCUGAAGCCGGAGAACAUCCUGCUGGACGAUCGCAUGCACACGCUGAUCGCGGACUUUGGCUCCGCCAAGAUGAUGCAGGACUCGAAUGUGGUGCCGCCGGUGAAGCCGCCGCCGGAGAAGGACAAAGUGCCCAUGUCAAAAGGCUACAGGCGCAACAGCUUCGUGGGCACGGCGCAGUACGUGUCGCCGGAGGUGCUGAAGGGACAGCCGGCCACGAAGGCGGUGGACUUGUGGGCGCUGGGCUGCAUAGUGUAUCAAAUGGUGUCCGGACUGCCGCCCUUCCGCGCGGGCUCGGAGUACUUGAUCUUUCAGAAGAUCCUCAAGCAGGACCUCACCUUCCCGGACGGCUUCGAUAUGGCGGCGAAGGAUCUGGUGGAGAAGCUGCUCGUGAUCGAUCCGAACGCCCGCCUGGGCGCGGACGAUGCCGAUAAUCGCUACGACAGUAUACGAGACCACGUCUUCUUCGACGGCAUCGAGUGGUGCAAUCUGAGGGAGCAGACGCCGCCGCAGAUCUACCCCUACCUGCCCGGGCGGUGUCUCGAGGGCGAGCUGAGGAGCCGCUACAGGGUGCCGGACAAUCUGGAGCCGGGCCUCGACGAGCGUCAAUUGACACGACUGCUGGGCCUCGAGUUGGGCACCACCGGCGCGGCUCUUCCGCCUGAGCAAUCAAGUAUCGCGAGCCUGUCUGAGGCGGAGAGGCGGCAGCGCAUGGAAUCACAGAAGACUGAUAAGUGGAAUCAAUUUGUCGAGGGGGAGUUGAUUCUCAAGAAGGGCUAUGUGCAUAAGCGGAAGGGACUGUUCGCGAGGAAGCGGAUGCUCCUGCUCACCACCGGACCGCGCCUCUUCUACAUUGAUCCCGUGCAGAUGGUGAAGAAGGGCGAAAUCCCGUGGAGUGCAGAAUUGCGAGUCGAACCCAAAAACUUCAAAAUAUUCUUCGUUCACACACCAAAUCGAACGUACUACCUAGAGGAUUCGGAGGGAUACGCACUGGACUGGUGUAGCGCAAUAGAUAAUGUUCGGAAUUCCACAUACAGCAACGCGUCAUCGUAAGCAGUGACUGCGGGUGUAAUUUAUUGCAAAGAGAGAGAGAGAGAGAGUGAGACACAGAGAUUGGGUGGUUAGCAAAUAGAGAAGAGAAGAAGAAGAAAAAACUAUUUAAAUUGAGAGAAAAGGAUAAUAUUUUCUAGAUAGCUCCAAUUAUCUCACAGAGAGAGUAAAAGGUAAAAGAAAAAGAGAUUUGCUCGUUCAGUUCGAUGAUUGUAAAAAUACGCGCGAAACAGAUAAAAUAUAUAUAAUCUUAUUUUUGUUGUGGAUACAUAAAAAAAAAUUUAGGUUUUUCUUUUUUGUAGAGAAAAUUUUCGUUGAUCUUUAGACAAAAAAAAAAACACACGGGAAGCAUAGAGAUGUUAAAUCGAAUGGAAAACUUAUAUUCUCAUUGACCCUUGUUUUAUAAUUUGUAAAGGAAAUUAACACAAUAUUUGUAUUUAGGCGAAAAGAACAGAGACAGAGAGAGAGAGAUGUGUAAAAGAAAAGCGAGAGGGAUGAAAAGAAAAUUAUAUUAUGCCAUGUAUUGUAUUCCAAAUAAAGUAAAAGUUGUGUAUUAUAAGUUUUAGAGAAGAAUUGUCCCAUUUUACUUUUUUUCGUUCUCGUGUAUUUAUCAAAAGAUUUUUUAGUUCUUUUUCUUUACCUUUUCUUUUUUUUUGCCUCAAUGAUUAACAAUUGAUAGAGAGUAAAGUAUUUUUUAAUUAUUUAUAAUAAUUAUGUAUUUAAAUUACUACACAUAAUAGUUAUAUAAAGAUUUUGAGGAUGAUACAAAUACAAUAAUAUUAUGACAGA
Messenger RNA from Phlebotomus argentipes, 2477 nucleotides. It is a transcript of the gene Pdk1, whose product is annotated as 3-phosphoinositide-dependent protein kinase 1. NCBI's taxonomy places the organism in Eukaryota, Metazoa, Arthropoda, Insecta, Diptera, Psychodidae. Gene Ontology annotation, biological process: peptidyl-serine phosphorylation; intracellular signal transduction. The coding region runs from base 132 to 1691 and encodes 519 amino acids. The record is from RefSeq and is a predicted model, not a curated record. Gene Ontology annotation, molecular function: ATP binding; protein serine/threonine kinase activity. The transcript is spliced from 4 exons.